AUUUGCGUGUGUGUAGUCUAUCUAGUCCGCGCCGCCGAACAAACAUGAUCCGGUCAUAGAGCUAUAAUAAAGAUCCGGUCCAGCGCAAAGAAAGCAAAUUGUUGCAUAACAUUUGGACAUUGGACAUUCACGCUCGCAUACCGCAAAGCAAUAAAGUUCUAAUUUUGGUCCUUCAAAUGCUCAAAUGAACAUUCAUGCACACAGGUCGCGGUUAAACCACGGGCUACAAAAGUACAAACAUGUUGUUGUCUCAGGUUGAAUCCCUAGGUUUGACCACAACGCACCAACGAUUGGUGAUUGCCGGCGCUGUGGGCCUAGCUGCAACUGCAGGUGUCGUCUGGUGGUUCAGAAGGACCCCCAAACCAGUGUUCAAACCGGUGGGCAAACUGAGUGAGAUUUGGAUCCAUCCGAUCAAGUCAUGUCGGGGACAUCAGGUGUCAAGUGCAGAGUGCACACCUGCUGGGUUGUACAGCAACGGUUUGUAUGACAGGUAUUUUAUGGUUCUGAGCGAUGCUAACAGGUCAAUUUCCCAGCGGCAGGAGCCUUCUCUGGCCCUGAUUCAACCGCGAAUCUCAGAAGACGGAGAGUGCCUUAGUCUGGAUGCGCCAGGCAUGGAGCCUUUGAGCAUUAGCCUCUCAGACACUGCAAAGUCUGACAACCCUGUCAGGGCAUUUAGGGUCUGGGGAGUAGACGCAGAAGGGCUGGACUGCGGCCAAGAGGCCGAAACCUGGCUGAGUACCUACCUCAAGAAGCCCAACCACAAACUGGUCUACUACAAGGAGGGUCGAACUAAGCUCAGGAAGCCCACCGUGCAUUCCAUGUGGGGGAAGAAGUUUGCUUCCAAAGAUGAACUGAGGGGUUACCAGGAUUUGGCUCCGUUGUUAGUGGUGACUCAAGCCUCUUUGGAUGACCUGAAUUCACACCUGGAAAAGCCCAUCACCAUGAGGAACUUCCGACCAAACCUUGUGGUGUCUGGAGCCAAUGCGUUUGAUGAGGACCUGUGGAAACACAUCAGGAUUGGAGACACAGUGACCUUACGCAGGACGCAUGGCUGUGGAAGGUGUAAAUUGACAACAGUUGAUAAUGAGACUGGCAUGUACAGAAGUGACGGUGAACCACUGACAACUCUCAGAAAGUAUCGCAUGUUGGACAAGUCAGACCCAGACAGCAAGACGCUGGGUGUUGCCCCAAUCUUUGGAUCAAACGUCGCAUAUGAUGUGUUUGGUACAGUCCAGGUCGGCGACACCGUGUAUGCAGCGGUGUAAAUUCAAGGCCGCAGUAGAGAAAACUGCUCAGGAUGUCGGAAAUUAAAUCUAUUCUGUGAAAAACAGUAUACAAAAACAAUUUCUGAAUAAUGUAAUGACAAAUGGGAAAACAAAUAUAUGUGUUUUCAAUAUAAUUUUUGAUAUGCAAAAAUAAUUAAUAUUUAAGUCAUGAUAAGUAGACAUUUUGUAAUACUUUAAAGUAUUCCAGUGCGUGUAGAACUUAAGUCACAUUUAAAUAAAUCACUAAUUUAAAGUGCAAUUAAAUGAAAGUUAUUUUUAUAGUUAAUGUAAAUUUAAAAUAUUGUAAAAAAUCAUCAAGUUGUAUACAGGGUGAGUCAGCAUGAUCUGGACCCAAAUUAAUAAAAAAUAUUGGAAAUAUGUAGCAAUUAUCAAAUCAAGUGCAAACGAGAUAUAUUAUAGGCUGGUAUGUUUGACACAUUUGUGAAAGUUUCAUGUAUAUCCAUUGUACGAUUUUGAAGAAAAAUGUUAGCAAAGAACACACGCUAAAA
This is a messenger RNA of Patiria miniata (bat star), 1774 nucleotides long. Its product is annotated as mitochondrial amidoxime-reducing component 1-like. Gene Ontology annotation, molecular function: pyridoxal phosphate binding; catalytic activity; molybdenum ion binding. Bases 240 to 1265 code for a protein of 341 amino acids. The record is from RefSeq and is a predicted model, not a curated record. NCBI's taxonomy places the organism in Eukaryota, Metazoa, Echinodermata, Asteroidea, Valvatida, Asterinidae. The transcript has 7 exons.